UGCUGUAGUUGCUGAAGAGUUGAGCUCAGUCAAUGGAGUUCUAAUUUGAAUUGCUUGAGAGUAUUAACUACAAUCUUUUGUAUAUUUUUGUGUGCAAAACUGUGAUUUUUGUGAGAAUUAAAUUAAAUUAAAAUAAGUGAAAAUGACAUCAUAUACUGAUAAAGGACCCAAGCCGCAAUUCGGUAAAUUCCUUAGUUUCCAUCAUUUAACCUUUUACGUGGGUAAUGCCAAACAGGCAGCCAGCUUCUACACGACACGUUUUGGUUUUACGCAUGUAGGCUAUCGUGGCUUAGAGACAGGACAUCGUCGCCUAGCCCAACAUGCGGUCAAACAGAAUCGCAUCAUCUUCGUUUUUGUAUCUACCUACAAUGCCGAUGAUGCUGAGCAUGGUCAGCAUCUAACGAAACACGGCGAUGGUGUAAAGGAUGUGGCUUUUGAGGUAGAAAAUUUGGAAGCAAUUUUCAAAUACGCAAAGGAACGUGGUGCUGAAGUGGUGCGCGAAAUUUGGGAAGAAAAGGAUGAGUACGGCGUAGUGCGCUUUGCUACUAUAAAAACGUACGGUGACACAACACACACCUUUGUCGAUCGCACUAAAUAUAACGGUAAAUUUUUACCCGGCUUUUUAACACCGCCCGUCGACAAUCUUCUUCAAGGUUUGCCAGCUACAAAACUCGAUUUUAUCGAUCACGUUGUGGGUAAUCAACCUGAUUUACAAAUGGAGAGUGUAGCCGCUUGGUACGAACGUGUUCUGCAAUUUCAUCGCUUCUGGUCAGUGGACGAUUCGCAAAUACACACCGAUUAUUCAGCAUUACGUUCAAUUGUAAUGGCCAAUUAUGAGGAAAAUGUAAAGAUGCCCAUCAAUGAGCCGGCAAAGGGUAAGAAGAAGUCACAGAUUCAGGAGUAUGUGGAGUAUUAUGGUGGCGCUGGAGUGCAACAUAUUGCGCUCAAUACAAGCGAUAUUAUAACGGCAGUGCGCAACUUACGCGCUCGUGGCUUAGAAUUUCUCACAAUACCUAGUUCGUACUAUGAUAUUUUGGAGGAAAAUUUAAAAAACAGUCGCACCAAAAUCAAGGAGGACAUGCAGCUGCUUAAGGAACUGAAUAUUUUAAUAGAUUACGAUGAGGAUGGAUAUCUGUUGCAAAUAUUUUCCAAAAACCUGCAAGAUAGACCCACAUUAUUCAUUGAAGUCAUUCAGCGACACAAUCACAAUGGUUUCGGUGCCGGCAACUUUAAGUCACUCUUCACAGCUAUCGAAAUCGAACAAGCAAAACGUGGCAACUUAUAGAAUUUAAAAUACAUGUUAUGCCCUAGAAACAGAAACAUAUACAUACAUACAUUUAAUUACAAACUUAGUAAAAAACGUAUAUUUUAAGUCAUUAACAAUACAAUAAUAAUAUUAAAACUACCUAAGCGCCUUAAA
Molecule: messenger RNA, 1420 nt
Organism: Bactrocera neohumeralis
Lineage: Eukaryota; Metazoa; Arthropoda; Insecta; Diptera; Tephritidae
Product: 4-hydroxyphenylpyruvate dioxygenase
Exons: 5
Coding region: 143-1285 (380 amino acids)
Biological process (GO): L-tyrosine catabolic process
Cellular component (GO): Golgi membrane; endoplasmic reticulum membrane
Molecular function (GO): 4-hydroxyphenylpyruvate dioxygenase activity
Source: RefSeq, a predicted model, not a curated record